AUGUGUACUAACAAUUCACUAUGUGACCCUGAUGAUCCUGUAAACCCAAUACCAUCUCUUCAGUUAGAACGAAAAGAGCGAAUACUUAAAGGGGCAUUCCAACCAAAAUUAAAAAUGUAUCCCAGGACACAGUUUGGAAAUAGAGCACGGAGUUUCCAAAGUUCCUGGUAUGAUGAUUUUAGCUGGUUAGAAUAUAGUGUGAAACUUGACAGAGCAUUUUGUUUCGUAUGUCGGAUGUUUAAUACAGCUCCAGGGUUAAAUGCCGGACAAGUAGACUUUGCUUUUUCACAAAAAGGUUUUAAAAAUUGGAGUACUUCUACUACAAAAUUUAAAAAACACCAAAAUUCAAUCUCCCAUAAUUUUAGCAUGACAGCGUAUCAUAACUUUUCAAAUUGUAAACCAAUUGAUGUUACCUUGGAUGAAUCUAGAUUAGUAUCUAUUAGUGAAAGAGAAAAGCAGCGUUUGCACAAUCGUAACAUCAUGCAUCGAUUGAUAGAUAUUACUUUGUGUUUAGCUAAAAGUGGCAAACCAUUUAGAGGGCACUUAGAAAAAAGUUCAGAUGUGUGGCCGCAAAAUGCUAAGUACUUGAGCAACCAUAUACAAAAUGAUUUAUUGACUUCUAUCAACAAUGUAAUGAAACGAAGUAUUGAAAAAAAAAUAAACAAUCGCCUCGUCACGAUAAUGGCCGACGAAACUAGUGACGUGGGACACCAUGAACAGAUGGCUGUGGCUGUACGCUACUUUGAUGAAGAUUUAUGUAAGCCCGUUGAGCAAUUUAUUGGUAUUCAACGUUUGACUGCAGUAGAUGCUAAUACAAUAUUUAAUAGCUUAACAAACAAAAUUGCGCAGUUAAAUAUCAAUUGGACAUCGGUUAUAGCUGUAUGUUUUGAUGGAGCUUCAGCUAUGAGUGGAAAAUUUAAUAGUGUACAGUCUAAAGUCAAAGAAAUCAAUCCAUCUGCAAUGUAUGUUCACUGCUAUGGCCAUUGCCUAAAUCUGGUAUUGGUUGAUAGCUUAGGGAAUAAAAACCGGGUUGUUUUUGAUUUUUUUGGAUGUGUCCAGCUAAUUUACAGUUUCAUUGAAGGGAGUCCAGUGAGGCAUGCUGUUUUUGAAAAAAUUGUUAAUGAAACAAAUUCCAGAUUGAAAACUCUCAAAACACUUUCAACAACUAGAUGGGCAUGUCGUGCGGAAGCUGUUACAGCUGUAGAAAAAAACUUUUCUUCUGUUAUUCAGUGUCUUGAAGAAAUUUCUGAAAACACUAAAUAUUCAGAGGUGAGGGCUAAAGCAAAUGGUCUUAUCUGUCAAAUGAAAAAUUUCAACUUUAUUUUUGCAUUAUAUAUGUUAAAACCUAUAUUAAUACAAAUCCAAAUUGUCAGUGCUCAAUUACAAGCACCCAACUUGAAUUUAUUAGAUGCAGUAUCUAUUGUAAAUGCAUUGAAAAAAUCUAUUAGUGAGUUAAGAAACGACGAAGAUAACUAUUCUAAACUUUAUGAAAAAGUUCUUACUGAAGAUUGCUACAAAAAUUGA
Rhopalosiphum padi (bird cherry-oat aphid) is the source of this 1524-nucleotide messenger RNA. RefSeq names its product zinc finger MYM-type protein 1-like. The transcript has 4 exons. Lineage: Eukaryota; Metazoa; Arthropoda; Insecta; Hemiptera; Aphididae. The record is from RefSeq and is a predicted model, not a curated record. The coding region runs from base 1 to 1524 and encodes 507 amino acids.